Molecule: messenger RNA, 3010 nt
Organism: Pseudophryne corroboree (corroboree frog)
Lineage: Eukaryota; Metazoa; Chordata; Amphibia; Anura; Myobatrachidae
Gene: SLC44A3
Product: solute carrier family 44 member 3
Exons: 16
Coding region: 301-2256 (651 amino acids)
Biological process (GO): transmembrane transport
Molecular function (GO): transmembrane transporter activity
Source: RefSeq, a predicted model, not a curated record
UCUCGAGCUGGCCCUGCACCAGCCGGGCAGCAGUGACGCCGGCGGCCAGCAGGGGGCACCUCCCCGUGUGUUUUACACGUGCACAACAGCGUCGGGUGCGCGCCUCGCAGUACUGUGACAGGGGUGUCGCACCUGGCCGUACACACCGGGACCCUGAAUACUGCGCGUCUGUCUCACUGUGAGCCAAUACUCUCCGGCCAGCGGCGACCGCACCUGGGAGUGACCGGCUGGAACAGAUCGCCGCCGUGUGGCAUGUUCGUCUCCUGCUCGGUGGUCCUGCUGCUGCUGUGAGCCCCCGCUAUGACGUGCUGCGGGGAGUAUCAGGUGUCUGAAGAUCCCGCACAGAGACAAUGGAGACCUAUACUUUACAGAAAAUGUACAGAUAUCCCGUGGCUGGUUUUAUUCUUUCUUUUCUGGUCUGGUUUGAUGUUUAUCAGCGGUUAUGCAUUGAUGGCCGGAGCAGCAGAAAGACUCGUCUUUGGUUAUGAUAGUUACGGAAAUGUGUGUGGGAGAAAAAACUCUCCUAUAUCCAAUGCACCUUUUUCUGGAAAAGACAUGACUAACAGAAAACAUGUUUUCUUUUUGAAUUCAUGCAACUUGGAGUUCAAAGACCUCAAAGUCAAUUCUCUUGCUUUGUGUGUAUCGAGCUGUCCUCAGGAGCAGCUAACGUCUCUGCAAGCCUUAGAGCUGUUUGCAAAGAAUAACGGCUCCCAGCUCUGUGUAUAUAAGAUGAACUACACAGAGUACACAAACCAUCCGAAGGCGUCAGAGUGGUGUCCUGUGCUUCCAGUGCCGCCGAGCAAAUCAUUCCCACUCUUCAACCGCUGCGUUCCUCAGAAUCCUGAAUGUUACAACCGCUUUGCAUCAGUAUUGAUAGACGUGGUGAAUGAAAUGGACUUCUUCCAUCGGAUCCUCAGUGGCAUUAUGGCUGGCAGAGACAAUGUCAUAGGACUGAGCAUACUUGCAGUAGCUCUGUCCGCAGUGAUGGUCAUAUUAUUUCGCUACAUCAGCACCCUCCUGAUUCAUAUUUUUAUAACCCUACUUACAUUUGGGUUGCUAUUUGUCUCUGGAGUACUGUGGUGGCUGUAUUAUGAUCAUAUUAAUGACAUUAGUUAUGAGCUGGAAACUGAAAAGGAAAAUGCAAAGUUUUUACUUGGAUUCUCAAUCAUUUCAACGUUGGGAUCUAUUGUGCUUUUGAUUUUAAUAUUUAUGCUGAGGAAGAGGAUACAAAUGACAAUUCAUCUCUUCCAAGUAGCAAGCACCUUUAUCAGCCACAUCCCCUUCUUGCUACUGCAGCCGCUCUGGACUCUCCUCAUUCUCCUCUUCUACUGGAUACUCUGGGUGGCUGUGCUCCUGAGUAUGGGGACCUCAGGCAGUGCCCAGGUCUCAUCAGGUGGAGAAGUGGAGUAUAAACCACUGGCAGGCAUUCGCUACAUGUGGUGGUACCAUUUAUUUGGCCUGGUAUGGACUAGUGAAUUCUUUCUUGCAUGUCAGCACAUUGUCAUUUCAGGAGCAACUGUUACAUGGUAUUUUCACCGAGAUAAGAAGACAGUCAAGCACCCGAUCCUGUCCUCUAUGUCCCUUUUGUUUUGGUACCAUCUGGGGACCGCAGUUGUAGGUUCUUUUUUGCUGCCACUUGUGAAAAUUCCAAACAUCAUUCUAAUGUAUCUUUCUCAGUUACUAAAUAAAAAGGACAAUGUAUGCACCAGGUGUACGUCCCAGUGCUGCUUCUGCUGUUUUCGGUGCUAUGAAAAGUGCCUGAGAAGCCUGAACCAGAAUGCUUACACUGCGACAGUAAUUAAUGGGACUCCGUUAUGCACAUCUGCAAGAGAAGCCUACAGUCUCAUGGUGAAGAACCCCCCUUGUAUCACAUUACUGAAGUGUUCUGGAGUAUUCUUGAUUUUUCUAGGAAAGGUUUUUGUUGUGUGUUUUACAGUAUUUGGAGGACUUAUGGCUUUUAACUAUCAUCGGGAAUUACACGUGUGGGCCAUACCAUUGCUCUUGGUUGCUUUCUUUGCUUUUUUGGUUGCCCACAGCUUUCUGUCUUUAUUUGAAAGUGUUGUGCAAUGUCUGCUUCUGUGCUACACAAUAGACAUUGAGACCAAUGAUGGCUCCUCUGAGAAACCGUAUUUCAUGGACCAAGAUCUCAUGGCAUUAAUACAUCAAAACAGCAGUGAUCCAGAGAUGUUAAAGAACGGGCCACUGCCAAAUGGGGAAGAAGGGACAGAACUUCGUCCAAUAGCGAGGGCAGACUAAACAUAUACCAUGGCAUCGUCUGUUGGAAACUAAAGCAUAAUCAUGAAUAAGAGCGUUGGAAACUUGAAAGCGUGUGAGCAGCAGACUGGCUCAACAAACGGUACGGUGCAUGGAUGCUACAGUUACCGCUCAUACGGCAUGGGUCACUGGAUCCGUGGAUGGAUUUAUACAACGUGUUAUCAUGGUACGGAGCCUCAGAUUGAAGGACUCCAUUCAGGGUGUGCUCCAGACCACUUCCUAAAGCACGUCAGGCAACACUCACCAGGAAUUGUAUUACAGAGUGAGCUUUCUAAAGAGAGAUAUAUAUAUUUUUUAUUUACAGCAAUAUUUUAUUAUACAAGAGCUUUAUGCCUCAUACACACUAGGUAAGACAACUGUUUUACUUACAGAUGGUGCCACGCUCAUCUUGGCUUCUCUGCUGAGCCUAGGUACACCAAGGUUUAUUAGCAUAAGCCUUUCAUCUAUUGUUCUCAGCUGCAAUACAAUACAGAGAGAACAAUACCAGCAGGGGAUUAAGUCCGACUGCCCUGGCUCAAUUAAUCCUAUUAAAGGCCAAGAUGAGGAGUGCUCCAUCUGUAUAAUGAAGUUCAUUCUCCAUGAGUUUCUAAUUCUGCCAACUACAUAGACUGAAAUGUAAUUGUUUCUACCAGUGAGUAUGCGGCUUUAUUAAUUAUCAAUUUAUGCACACACCUGGCAGCAUUGCUAAUUGCAUUUUGUACAAUAUAGUAAAGAAUUCUGCUUCCAGUUAUAAAAA